Bombus pyrosoma is the source of this 5277-nucleotide messenger RNA. Its product is annotated as paired box protein Pax-6-like. Gene Ontology annotation, biological process: anatomical structure development; regulation of transcription by RNA polymerase II. NCBI's taxonomy places the organism in Eukaryota, Metazoa, Arthropoda, Insecta, Hymenoptera, Apidae. Gene Ontology annotation, molecular function: DNA-binding transcription factor activity, RNA polymerase II-specific; RNA polymerase II cis-regulatory region sequence-specific DNA binding. The transcript is spliced from 10 exons. Bases 877 to 2517 code for a protein of 546 amino acids. The record is from RefSeq and is a predicted model, not a curated record.
CCUAAUAAUAUUUCCACGGCCAGCAUUGCCCGCUAGUGCUCUCUCUCGUCUCUCCUCGCCUCUUGUUCUCUCUCUCUCUCUCUCUCUUUCUCUGUUUCUCUUUCUAUCUCUCUCUCGCUUACUCUGUCUCUCUUUCUCUUUCUCUUUCUAUAUCGCACGUUGCCUAACCCCCGUGUGUGUGGAGGCACAGGAGUUCUCUCUCCAGAGAGAGAGCCAAGAAAGCAGAAGAAUCACGCUGCAGAGCAGCACGUGUGUUGCGCUCGUGCGGAUCGUACGAGCCACCCCCGUCGCGUUUACUUGCUACUAAGCGUUAAUUUUCCGCGAUUAUCACCGUGAGGACACGGUUUCACGCGGUUUCACUCGGUUUCACUCGGUUCGACAAGGUUUCACGCGGUUUGGACUCGUUUGAUCGGGGUGAAUUUGGUGUAUAAGGACACGAUAUUUUGGAAUAAGAAGAUUGGGUUGCGUAAGCAGAUAAAGGAGAGAGAAUUGUAGAUUGAUUGGUUGAAGGUUUGUCGAACACGGUUUUCGGUGUUUGUUGAUUGUUGAGUUUUAUCAGGGACGUGAGUCUCGGUUUCUUAGGUAAGGGAGAGUUGAAUAGUGGUAGGAAACGCGAGUGACUGUAAUAGACGCGAUAAGCGUGGUUUCGUGAAGAUUGUGCCAAAGUACACCGUGUGACGAUACCACGUUGCUUAUUCCGGAUUCCUCGUGCGGCGUCCGAAGGAGGCUGAUCGGGAGAUUGGCAUCGGCCGACGGCAGCUUUUGUGACCGGAAGUGCCUAAAGGCCCGAAGAUUCUGCCUUCGCAGCAGCUGGGCGCUGCGGUCGCUCCAUGGCCGGGCGCCACCGGCCUCCUAGCCUCUGUCACCGCUGACGAUAUGGCACACAAAGGUCACAGUGGCGUCAAUCAGCUCGGAGGUGUUUUCGUCGGCGGUAGGCCGCUUCCAGACUCGACGAGGCAAAAGAUCGUCGAGCUAGCGCAUUCGGGCGCGCGACCUUGUGACAUUUCUAGGAUUUUGCAAGUUAGCAAUGGCUGCGUCUCGAAGAUUCUUGGGAGGUACUAUGAAACCGGAUCCAUCAGGCCCAGAGCAAUCGGUGGCAGUAAACCGCGCGUAGCCACAGCAGAAGUCGUAAGCAAGAUUUCCCUUUACAAAAGCGAAUGCCCCUCUAUCUUUGCGUGGGAAAUUAGAGAUCGUUUGCUCCAGGAAGGUGUCUGCACCAACGAUAACAUCCCUAGUGUGUCAUCUAUAAAUAGGGUACUGAGAAAUUUAGCAGCACAGAAGGAGCAACGGCAACAACAGCAACAACAACAGCAAGGGGUGGCUGCUGUUGGUGUUGGAGUUGGUGCUGGUAGCCCAGCUGAGAGCGUUUACGACAAAUUGAGGCUACUGAAUGGGCAAACCACAGGCUGGCCGAGGCCCAAUCCAUGGUAUCCAUCUGGUGCUGGCAGUCCGUUUCCAUCCCUGCAGCCCAGCUUGAGUCCAAGUCAUUGUACAGCCUUGCCGCCGGAUCCUGCGGAUAUUCUGCAUGCAAAGAAAGUUGCAGAACUAGAGGGUGGUGCACAUUCGGACGAAACGAACAGUGGAGGUGACAACAGCAACGCCGGAAGUGUAUCCGGAGGCACGGACGACGAUCAGGCGCGUCUUCGCUUAAAAAGGAAGCUUCAAAGGAAUCGUACAAGCUUCAGUAACGAGCAAAUCGAUGCUCUCGAGAAGGAAUUUGAGAGAACGCAUUAUCCAGACGUUUUCGCCAGGGAGAGACUUGCUGGGAAGAUUGGUCUACCGGAAGCUCGAAUACAGGUGUGGUUUUCGAAUCGGCGGGCGAAGUGGCGGCGCGAAGAGAAAUUGCGCACGCAACGGAGGGACAACCCGCAACACCAGCAGCCACAACAGCAACAGCAACAGCAACAACAGUCGCAGCAGCAGCAACAACAGCAACAGCACGCCGGAGGUGUGAGUCUAGUUGGCGCUGGCCAUCCAACACCGCCGCCAGCCUCGGGUAUUUUGGCUAGUCAACCACCCCCGCAAGCACCGCCCUCUCCACCCAGGAUACAUCAUGGUUUCGCGCCCACAGCCGUUUAUCCAGGAAUACCAAGCAUGCCUGAUUCAUACAGCCCAAUGACGUCGAUGCCGAGUUUCACUAUGUCCGGUGGGAGUCAGCAAAACCAGCACACUACCAGCAGCAUGUCAUCGUUAUCAACGAGCGGUGGGAUGGGCCCCAUGGGCAUGACCGUGGGCAUGACGGUGGGACCGAGUCCCGGAGCGUGUCUUCAACAACGAGACAACGGAUACUCGUGUGGUGUGGCUCGUCCACCGAGUUACGAGCCUCUUCAUCUUGGAUACGGGGCACGGCCCACGUGCAGCCCCACUCAACCAUACCAUACCGCGGGCCUGAACCAGUACAAUCAAAACACCAGCUCCACCGGUCUGAUAUCACCGGGUGUCAGUGUACCGAUUGCAGUACCAGGUCAACCAGCACCAGAUAUGGCAGCGCAAUAUUGGUCCCCUCGGUUACAGUGACCGUGGUGGUCAUCGGUGUCGACAUCCUCUCCGUAGGCUUGAGCUUCUUUGACUUACGUUAGUUUUACAAACGUUAGAUACAAGAGAACGCAAGGAGAAGACGUUCGAAAUCGAUGAAAGGGCAGCUCUUGCAAUCGUUCAGUAAAAUAUCGAUUCAACUGUCGUCGACGAUCGUCGACUGCCUUUGAGUAUUCAAAGGCGAUCUCUUGGAAAUCGUUCGAAGAACAUACGAGGAAGGAGAAUAAAAUAAAUGACGAUGAUAAACGUCACGUCUGAUACAAGAUCCAUCAAGCAUAAAAAAGAACAAGUUUUGCAAAAAGUUUCUUUUGUGCGAGAUGAAAGUUUUUGCAAAAUAUUAGACGUGAACGAGUAUAAAUUACAAAUUAUGUUCAGUUGCUUUUUCUUCAAGUGAUUUUUCAUCCGAUCUUUUGAAAUAUAUCACUGUUCGUAAGUAUUAAGAUAUUUACAGAACGUGAGAUUAAUCUUGGAAAUAAUUGGGAAAUUAUUACUACAAUCCUUAAGAAUUAAUAUAUAAUUUGAAAAACAGAUGAAGGUAACAGAAUCUCAAGAUACAUACAAAAAUCAUAUAUUUGAAAAUUCGAAAACUUUGAAGAUUUGAAAAUCUAGAAAUUUAAAAGUUUGAGAAUUUGAAAAUUCGGGAGUUUGGAAAAAUUUGGGAAUGCUAAAUUCGAAAACUUUAAUACUUGGUAUUUCGGAAAUGCUAAAAUUUUGAAAAUUCAUAAGUUUGAAACUUCAUAAUUCGAAAAUUCAAGGAUUCGGAAACUCAAGAAUUUGUUAACUUGAAAGUUUGAGAAUUCAAAAAUCUAAAGACUUAUUUAUCAAUUCGAAAACAUAAACAUUCAAAAAUUUCAAAAUUUGAAUAUUUAAAAAAUCGGAGAUUCUAAAAUUUGAAGAUUUAUAAAUUCUGAAAUUCAAGAAUAUGUUGUGUCAAAGGAACAUUAAUUGUUAAUUAGGAUUAUCUAAUUCAGUACAUUCACCUUGUAACUCUUGCAAACUCUUAACAUCAUUGUCGUACAUGCAAAAUCAUGAUCGUCUACAAUCAUGUAGUUAACAAUUUACAGCAAUUAUUACAUCCAGAUAGACUUAUUAAACCAGAAAAUAUCUUGAUACUUCUGAACGGAGACUUAUCUACGAAAGAUGAAAUUCGAGCUUCGUGAAUAUCGAUCGAGGAGAAAGUGAUCAAUUGGUAAAUAUUACUUUCAAAAUGCUCGUACACGCCUAAAAGCAUGAUGACAAGACACUUUUGCCUCGAGCAGACUUACGGAAAGAUCAUCUUUAGAAGUCUCUUAGUCGUAGACUCGCGUAUCGUCGAUAUUGUAAGAAGGAAAUAAAACAAGUCGGGGAUUAACAUAAUCAGUACGUAUUGAUUAUAAAAACAAUCAAAACAGCUAUGGUAAUAGUGUAAUGUUUAUGCCGUAAACGAUUGUAAUCUCUUGAUCUCUUUUACAUUUCUAUAUAGCUGUUGUAUUUUUUCUAAUGCUAGAGACCAAAGAAGUUGGAUUGAACAAAAUUAUUUUGCGGAAUAUGAAUUUAUUGAAUAAAAGUAAAAUUUGCGUGAAAUAAAUUGAAGCCAUAUAGUAAAACUGAAAGCAUUAGCAAAUUUGUAUAUUCACUUGUUAUAUAAUAUGGACACAUAAAGGUCGACUCUUUCGAAACGAAUUUUGUUAAUAAUGGACACAAUGAUAUAACGAUACGAAUUAUAAUACACUAACAUUUAGAAAAGUUUUAGGUUAUACAUAAUUCUAAAAAUAAAAUAUAAAUGGCUUCAUUUAUAAUGCGUGGACUGCGGAUAUUUAUGCAAAUUUCUAUUUUUAUGAACAUAAUUUACAAAAUGAAAACUACAUAGGUAUAAUAUUAUUUUACCUAAUAAAAAUUAGAGAAUGCUAUACAUUCGAUAUUUUAUAUUUUAUAUCGAAUUAAAAUAUUUCAAUAUUUUAUAUCGAAAGUAUAUUUUUACAUAUUAUGUGCGUUCUACGUGUCUGAGCAUUUUCAAACUUUCCAUAGAAAUCCGCAGUCUAAUAAUAGGAUCCAUGUCUCCCAGUUUUCCAAAUGUUAUCUUGGACCGUAGUAUCUCGAAAAAAAACUAAUAUUCGUAAUGUAUAAUAUACCUUUACCUGAAAGGUAAAAAGCGGGAGCUUCAAAUAUCUCAACAUAUCUUGAAAAAUGAAAAAAUGCUAAAGGGACAAUUGAUCUUGUAUUAAACAUUUAAGAAAGUAAUUGUUGAUACAGUGGAACCUCGAUGACUCGAAUCUCAGUGGAAAACCUAAAAUCUUCGAGUUGUGAAGGGUUUGUCCGAUCUAUAAGAAAGUUUGAUCUGAUCUAAUAAGAGAGAUUUAACAAACGAAAACGGCACUAAAAGAGGCAUAAUAAAUACAAAGAUUAACCUUGAAAUAGUAUCGUUAUCAUCGGGUCAUAAUUACUCACAAGAGAUUAGAUUUGAGAUGCGAAUUGAUUACUUAAUUCUAGAAUAUUCAAUUUUAGUUUGUUCUCUGUAUGUUAUAUAAUAAAUCGUCCUAAUGGUCUUUAUCAUAUAAAAAUCCAGAAUAUAAAUUGAAAUGAAGUACUUUAUUAAAAUCAAGUGUUUUAACUCAAACCGUUAAAAACACCACUGACCCAACGAUAUCAGUUAACACUUUGACUGCCACACCGAAAUCACAUGUUUCGCUCAGGACGCCACGGGAAUAUUUUUAUUAUUCAAAGCAUAUAAUAGCAAAAUAGUAAUAAAUUGAUGAUGUAAGA